This is a messenger RNA of Loa loa (African eye worm), 3105 nucleotides long. RefSeq lists its product as hypothetical. NCBI's taxonomy places the organism in Eukaryota, Metazoa, Nematoda, Chromadorea, Rhabditida, Onchocercidae. The transcript has 17 exons. Gene Ontology annotation, molecular function: protein binding. The record is from RefSeq and is a predicted model, not a curated record. Bases 106 to 2223 code for a protein of 705 amino acids.
AUUUCGCGGCCGAGUUUUACGGUUGGGUGACUGUGGGACGGAAUAUUCUGAUUGUGGUUGCAGUCUCGUCUUUCAGGUCUGGAUAAUUUGGAUGCUUGCUGCAUCAUGGAUGAUGGAGAAAGUAAUCAUACAGUUGCGCAAGGUGUGGCUGCUACAAGUUCGUCAACAGAAGAUGCCGAAGAUUGUGACAAAUUAUUUUCUCAUGCUUCUGUUGAUCUCUCCAACAAGCAUUUGGAGAAAUUGCCAAAUUUGCGCCAAAAUUAUCCAAAAGUGGAGAAGAUCAACCUAUCGCAUAAUCAGUUUAAGUUUAUCAAUAAUCUGUCGAAAUUCAGUGCAUGUCGUGAGGUGAAUGUUAGUUUUAAUGUAUUAGAGCGACUUUCGAGCUUUCUGCCUCUUGCUGAUGCUUUGAAGCAUCUCGACAUUUCGCACAAUGCUUUGAGCAACUGUGACAAUUUGGCAGCACUAACACAGCUAGUCUGGCUUGAUGCGGCUUAUAAUCAUAUCCAGGUUCUUCCAUUACUGGAUCGACUUACGCACUUAACUUAUUUGAAUAUCUCAAAUAAUCGACUUAAUGUUUUACCGAAUCUGAGCAAAUUGCCUGUCUUAAGAAUUCUCAAUUUAAAUGAUAAUGAAAUUAGUACACUGGACGAACUUCAUCGAACAAUGCCACAAUAUCUCCAAGAUCUUGAUAUCGGUGCUAAUGUGAUCACUGAUUUACGAGAGGCUCAACACUUAUCAUGCUUAAAGAACAUAAGAUCUAUAGUAUUUGCGGGAAAUCCUUGUGUUCGUUUGGAAGGUCGCAUUUUUUGCUACCGUCCAUACCUUUAUUCUUGUUGUCUCGAGCAACUUCAAGCUGUUGACGGAAAGGAACUUAGUGAGACUGAAAUCAUUAAAGGUGAAGAAUUACACACCCAUGCAAAAAUACGACGUAUGGCAACACAUGCUCAACUGUGUGCUUAUCUUGAAAAAGAGUGUCCAGAAGAUUGUAAUCAUACAUUUUCACCAAAUGACAAUCGUUUGAUGAAGAUUUUGAAAAAAAGACGUGAACACGCGUUACGACUUAAGGAUGGUCCGACGAGUGAGGAAUCAACAGCAACAGCCAUUUCGCCAUACAGGGAAUGGCUUUCUAAAUCAAUCUGUUCUGUACCGAAUCGUUUCGAAUAUAACAGUUACACUACGGAUCAGAAAGAAAAUUGUGCACCUUUAAUUGAUCUUAAUGUUUUAUCAUCUCUGUCAACAAGAAUCAGUACACCUCCAACUUCUGCCAAUUCUAAUAUUUCUUCUUCAACGAUUACUUUAUCAGCUCCAUCAGUUUCAUCGUCCACUCCAGUGAGGUCUCGUAUCCAGAGAAGACUGCAAGGUAAGUCAAUUCAAGUUCGCAAAAUCUCAGCUACAACAAGCAAUGUACCGAAAAAAGGCAGCACUAUUGAUCACUCUGAUUGGAGUGGAAGACAUCAAAAGUCGUUAAUGAGGAAUAUUAUCAAAUUUCCACCUAGUGGGCCAAAGGCUUCUUUUGUUACUCAAUCAGCUACAGAGAAUCCGAGUUGUCGCUUUAGAUCCACAGAAAAUUCUGACGAGACUUCGUUUGUGAGUGCCCGCAAAGCUCGAAGUUAUAGCGAAAAGGAAAAGAAAGCUGCUUUACUUAUUCAAUCGUGGUGGCGAGGUAUGAAGAUUCGACGAUUAUACCGAGUACCUUUCCUCCAAAGGCGUAUUCAGCGUUUUGAAACACUGCUCAAAGAAAAGUCGAUCAUGAUAUUGAAAUUGAAAAAGCAAAUUUCUAAUUUAGAAUGUAAUAUUGAAACAAUUAUAGCUGUAAACGAGCAACAAGCUUCGAAGAUUGCAGAGAUGGGACAGUGCUUGACGAAAAUCGCUGAAGCAUGUGAUGAGCGUCAGAAGCAAUUCAUGAAUCAGUUGUUGCCAGUUCCCGAUGAAUUACAUUAUACACGGAAAUCGGAAACUGAAAUAUUACUGCAUUGGCAGGACCGUCAACGUCUGCAAAAACCGACAAGGUAUUUGAUAACUGUGAAUGGUAAUCCAUGCGGAACAGUCCGAGGUGCCCAUAAAAAAGCUCUUAUUACAGAUUUGGAUCCAGCAAAGGAAUCUGUUGUAAGAAUGCAGUGUAUCUUCAAUGAGUUUAAUGGAGAUAUCUCCGAAUGUUUAGUGAUUCCUUCAUCUAAGCAGGAAGCAAGUUGUGUCAAUGAGGGUGGAACAGAACUUAUAUAAAGCUAGAUUGGAUUUAAUUCGAAUUAACUUUAGCUGCUUAAGUUAAGUUUGAUCUCAACUCUAUACCAGAUCCAUUUGUCGAACUUUUUUUUUGUUUUUGAUUAGAAUAAUUAGCACAAUCCCAGCAUUAGUUAUUUCUCAUGAUUUGCUUCGAACUUUGCAUAAUUCACUUCAGUUCUUCUUUAUCUUCCUCGCUUGGAUAUACUGUACAUUUUCUUUGCGCCGACGUACUUUCUUAUAAUCACUUAUCAUCUUUAUAAAUAAGUGUAAGAUAUCCAACCAUAUUUGUACUUCAUGAGAAAUGAACCCGCAUAUUUGAGUAGUUAUUUUGGAUUUUUUUUGGAGGCUUGAUCUGCUGGCUUAUAAAAGUUUUACCUUGUCUUGAAAGCAAGCAUUUUCUUUGUGUUUCUUGUUGUGCUGUUAAUUUCAGUAAAUCGUUACGCUGCUAAUUUUGAUGAAUCGUUAGACUCUUUGAAAAUUUCACUGCCUCAGUUUUUUAUGGCAUAUGCUAUUCGUUAUUUUCUUGGAAUCGUUUCGUAAACAUUAUCAUUAUAGUCCUAUAUUUGUUGACCAAUCUGGAUUUAUUUAAUGCAUUACCGUUGGUUGAGCACAUCUCAUCCUGUACGGGAUUUCUGUACGGGAUUUUGUGGUCCAUCAAACUUCAAGUUUUGCCUUUAUGAAAUAUUGUUGCUUUCAUGUGUUGACAGUUCAAUAACAAAAUAAAUUUCUAUGUUUGUGUAUUACUGGUAUAUAUAUAUAUAUAUACAUACUUUUCUUGAAUAAAUUUCUAACUGAGGGAUUACAGCAACAGACUUGAAGUGUUAACGGCUGUUAACGACUAAACAUUACCGAGUGCCACCGGAAGACUUGAUAUGUCGCUCA